Messenger RNA from Moesziomyces aphidis, 2184 nucleotides. NCBI's taxonomy places the organism in Eukaryota, Fungi, Basidiomycota, Ustilaginomycetes, Ustilaginales, Ustilaginaceae. The record is from the annotation of a GenBank genome assembly.
AUGGCUCAGUCCGGCACCAAUUCCAGUCUGCCUCCACUGCCUCGCCCAAAUCCCUCCCCCUCCUCCCUUGGCAUCCGGCAGCUUGGCCUCUUGGCGUCUCCAUCUACGUCUCCAUCUCCAACUCCACCUAUUGACUACGUCCAUCUUGUUCAUCACCUCUACGCACCCAGCAUCUAUACCAUCACUACAAACGUGGCUCUAUCGUCCGCACUCACCACUUGGCUUCGACAGUCGCAGGCCAAACCAGCAGCAGCGCACGCACAUUCGACCGUCUCAUCCGACCGCAGACGUUUCGCCUUCUUUCAGGCGGCUUUCCGAUCCCGUAACACCGCUGACCUCCCAGCUCGAUCGCUGAACGGCGGCCUCUGCCCAGUGGGUCGACGCAUCAUGCGCACGCAUACGGCGACCAAGGUGGUUGGCAACGACUUCCUGGGCAACCACAUCGGCGAGCUUCUCGUCCGGCAGCCCAUCAAGCGCACCGCACCCACCGCACCAGCACGCCAUGCCGCUUCAUCAAACGGCAGCACUGUAUGUCCCGCCGACACGAUCUCUGGUCGAAGAGCCUCAGUGCCUACACUAGACGAGCAGAACUCGGCAGCGGUGCUGGACGAGUUCCUCUCGCUCGGCGCUGCACCACUAGCCGGCUGCGAUCCCAGCAGCCUCGAGCACGGCAGUGAGAGCUCAGUGUCCGAACCCAGCUCCGGGAGCAGUCGGAGCGGAAGCGCUCAUACCGAUAUUCUCCUGCAUCUCGACCAGCUCACACGCACGCGUGUCGCCUCCGAGGGCGCACCCACCUCGCCGCGCGUCAGCUUCGUCACCAACUUUGGCGCAAAGCCGCGCAGGUCCGGCAGUCGCCGAGCACCGAGCGAGACAGGAUCCACGGGCUACUUUGGCAUGACAGCCGGCAUGAGCGAGGCGAGCAUGUCGCCGAUGGAGUCCGCGGGGAGUGUUGUGUGGAACAUGCCGUUCCAGCAGUCGUUUGCGCAUGCCGUCGAACAUCAUGCGCUGUCGAGAGGCUCGUCACGGCAGAGUGCAUCGGCGGAUGUGACGAGUCCAGCUCAAGCGGCUGAGGUGGCUACACCAACCAAGACAGGAUCGGAGGUAGGCGUGGGCAAGAGUCAGUCGUUUUCGGCGGGGACUGGGCCUGUAAGGCAGAGGCUGACGAGAGCGGCGACCGAGUCGACACUGCCGCCGGCAGCUCAGGCGAUGCAGCUGGAGAAGUCAGCUUCGGGAGAAUCGGGAUCUGGACAUUCGUACGCGAGCACGGGAGUCAAGGGGCAUAGAAGGAAGCCAUCGCUGGUGCCCAAGGAAGGCGACCAGCGCACAUUCUGCUUUGUCGACGCCUCGAGCAGCGAGACUGAGUCGGAAGAGGCACAUCCGCUACCCGCCGUGUCGAGUCCUGCCGCAACACCCGCAUGCACACCCGAAGCAUCCGCACACAGUGUCGUCGACACGCGCUACACGUCUCCGCGCGCGCUCUCCACGGUGGACGAAGCGCAGUCGACGUUCACGCCGGCUCUGGGGAAAGUGCACGAGGUAGAGCUACGUGCAGGUGGGCAGCUCAACGGCGCAUGUGAGGGCGAAGGCACACGGCGCGUGCGUAGGCUACGCAUCCAGCCCAAUGUACAGUCGCGCCCGAGCCUGCUCGAGAAGACCAUGCAGCAGCUCGCACGCUCGAGCGAGCAGGCGCAGGCCGCCAACGUUCACACAACCGUUGCCGGUAGCACUACGCCUCCAGCGCCCGUUUCGCAGACGGAGCGAUUCGAUCCCGCAGCAUACGGUGCGGAGCAGCGCACGUUCCGCAUCGCACCCGUCUAUUCUGCACCGGACGCUCCCGCCACCCGCACCGAGAAGGAACGCGCGCCUCGAACCAGCCAGGCUCGCACGAGCGACUGGGCACGCGCCCAGAUCCUGCUUGCCGACAACACCCAGCAAGACGACACCCACGUCAAGCUCGCAAAGGUCGAUGCAUCGUUGCUGCAAGUACAGCAGGCUGACGCGAGGGGACACGGCUUGUUGCGGCAUCACACGGACAGUCACAGCUCGACUGAAACCACCAGUCCAAGCCUGCUCGACAUGCGCGAGCUCCUUAGCCCCCCAGAGACAGCGGUUUCGUCACCAGACCUCGAAUCUCCCCCACCCAACCACAAACCCUCACGAAGAACUUCCCCCCUCUCCAUCUAG